UUCACAUUCUGCGAGUGCAGCCAAACCAGUUUUACGAGGGAUAAAGGUGAAACAAGGGAUGAUGCUCAUAAAGAAAGUUAAUGACUUUUCACCUGCAUCAAACUCGUAUCCUCUUCAAACAAGCCCGGCAACGACCAUGUCGACAUAUAUAAGGGAGGAGCACGGCAUGUGAAGAGCAGUCUUGUGCUUGGCAGGGAUCAGUAGCAGCUCCCUGGAGUUUAUAUAUAUUCUAGGCUUGAACUGCAGCACAGGGCUUCAAAAAAAUCCAUAUUUAAGGAAUUCCUGUUAUUUCAAAACGGAGCAGAACGUUUUAAAGUAUAAACAACUGUUCCAGCAUGAAGGACAUGGCAUAUGAUUCAAAAGAAGACUUCAGAACCAAUAACUUAAACAUUAAUGGAUAUGACAACCCUGCCUUCCAGGAAGAUGAACCACCAGAGAAAUAUGGAUUUUUUAAGAAGAAGAAAAAAGAAAAGAAAGACAGCGCCCCGGUAGCAAUGGUGGGAUUUUUGGAGCUGUUUAGCUUUGCAGAUAGUUGGGACAUCAUGUUGAUGAUUAUUGGCAUAGUCUGUGGACUGGCAGCGGGUACUGGACUUCCAAUUAUGAUUAUUGUCUUCGGCACCAUGACAGAUUCCUUUGUUCAAAGUGGAAUUCCUGUAAACUAUACGCAAAAUACCUCUACAACCUCUACAUCCUGUGGACACUUUGGAACGAUGGACAUAGAAGCGGAAAUGACCAAGUAUGCUUACUACUAUGUUGCCAUUGGCUGCUCUAUCUUUGUCUUAUCACUUUUCCAAGUGUGGACGUUCCUGGUGUCGGCUUCCAGACAGACAACUAGGAUUCGACGGAUGUUCUUCAAAGCUGUACUUCAUCAGGAGAUGUCUUGGUUUGAUGCCACUCAGAUCGGAACACUGAACACCAGGCUGACAGAGGAUAUAAACACCAUACACGAAGGUCUUGGAGAUAAAAUUAGUAUAUUUCUUCAGUUUUUUUCCACCUUCAUAUCUGGUAUUAUUAUAGGAUUUGUACAUGGCUGGAAACUGACCUUAGUCAUCAUGUCAGUGAGUCCUCUCCUUGGAGCAUCUGCAGCAGUUUGGACUAAACUUCUUGCUAAUUUUACAUCAAAAGAACUAAAUGCUUAUGGAAAAGCUGGAGCUGUGGCUGAAGAAGUUCUCACUGCAAUAAGAACCGUUGUUGCUUUUAAUGGACAGAAGAAGGCACUAAAACAGUAUGAUAAACACCUAGAGAAUGCAAAAAAAGUUGGCAUAAGAAAAUCAAUCACAACAAAUUUAUCUAUGGGAAUUGCACAAUUUCUCAUCUUUGGAGCAUACGCGUUGGGAUUUUGGUACGGAACUAAAUUAACAGUGGAUGAGCCGGACACAUACACCAUCGGAAAAGUUUUAAUUGUAUUCUUCUCAGUUCUGAUUGGUACAUUUUCACUUGGCCAGGCUGCUCCAAAUUUAGAAAGCAUUGCUAGUGCUCGUGGCGCAGCCUUUGAAGUGUACAAGAUUAUUAAGCAGCCACGUCUAAUUGACAGUAGUAGCACAGAGGGACACAAACCAGACCGUUUGAUGGGAAAUAUUGAAUUUAAAAAUAUUCAUUUCUCCUACCCUUCUAGACCAGAUAUACAAAUCUUGAAAGGCCUGAACCUCAAUGUUGAAACCGGAAAGACAAUUGCCCUAGUUGGUGCCAGUGGUUGUGGCAAAAGCACUACCAUACAGUUACUGCAACGAUUCUAUGAUCCACCUAAGGGUGAGAUCACUGUAGAUGGACACGAUAUACGCACACUCAAUGUAAAAUGGUUACGAGAAAAUAUAGGAGUCGUUAGCCAAGAACCUGUUUUGUUCGGGGCAACAAUAAAAGAAAAUAUUCAGUAUGGAAGAGAAGAUGUAACCGAUGCAGAGAUUGAACAAGCGUCGAAAGAAGCAAAUGCCUAUGACUUUAUACAGAAACUGCCAGAUAAAUUUGAAACCAUGGUUGGGGAAAGAGGCGCUCAGCUGAGUGGUGGCCAGAAACAGAGAAUUGCUAUAGCCCGUGCAUUAGUACGGAAUCCCAAAAUUCUGCUGCUUGAUGAAGCCACUUCUGCUUUGGAUACACAAAGUGAAGCUAUUGUUCAGUCUGCAUUGGACAAGGCAAGAGCUGGCCGUACCACUAUUGUGAUUGCUCACCGGCUGUCUACCAUCAGAACCGCUGAUGUCAUUGCUGGGUUUCAUAAUGGAGUUGUGGUGGAGCAAGGGAAUCACAAUGAGCUUAUGAAUCAAAAGGGAGUUUACUAUUCACUUGUCAUGUUACAGAGUCAUGGUAAACACAAAGAAGAAGAUUCAAGUCAAAGUGAAGGAGAAGAAAGUUCAAACUCUGAUGAAGAAAAUGAAGGAAAUGUUUAUGAGAACGAGAUUGUUGAAGAUUAUAAUAAUGGAUCAGAGAACAUCAGUAGAAAUGAUUUUCAGAGAAAAUCCAGUAGAAGAAAAAGCAAAAGGAAGUCAAAAAAGAGCUCAAAAUCGAAAAAGGCCACAGAUAAUACAAAUAAGGUGGAAGAAGAUCUUCCUACAUUCUCCCUGGGUAAAGUCCUUGCAAUGAACAAACCAGAAUGGUAUUAUAUUGUAAUAGGAGUCAUUGCUUCAGCAAUUAAUGGGGGUAUAUACCCAACAUUUGCUGUCAUUUUUGGAAAGAUUAUUGGGUCUUUUCAAAUAACGGAUCCAGACAAAAGAAGCGCAGAAACAGUUCUACUUUCGCUCAUGUUUCUUGUCUUGGGAGGGCUCAGUCUCAUUGUGUACAUCAUCCUAGGAUUUGCUUUUGGAAUAUCUGGAGAAAAUCUUACCAUGAGACUUAGAUCUCUGUGUUUUAAGGCACUGAUUCGACAGGAAAUUGGAUACUUUGAUGAUCAUGCCAAUGCUGUUGGAGUAUUAUUGACCAGACUUGCAACAGAUGCAUCUCAAGUCAAAGGGGCUACUGGCAGUCGAAUUGGUUUGAUCACCCUGUCAGUCUGCACCCUUUUGGCGGCUAUCAUAAUUGCAUUUGUGUAUGGUUGGCAGCUGACACUGCUUAUCUUGGCUUGUGUACCGUUUCUGAUUGGAGCAAACUUUAUUCGAAUGAAAUCCAUGGCUGGACAUGCAUCAAAAGAUCAAAAAGCUUUAGAGCAAGCAGGAAAAAUCUCAACUGAAGCUGUGGGAAAUAUCAGAACCGUGGUGUCCCUGACCAGGGAAGAAAGAUUUUAUGAGAGAUAUAAUGAAAGCUUGAGUGUCCCAUACAAGGAGACAAUUGUUAAAGCUCCGCUCUAUGGCUUCACCUAUGCGAUUUCCCAGUGUAUGAACUUCUUCGUCAAUGCUGCCGUGUUUCGCUUUGGAGCUUGGCUGAUUGCUCACUGCUACUUGCAGUUUGAGAAUGUUUUUAUAGUCUUCUCUGCAAUUAUAUUUGCUGCUAUGAAUGUUGGACAGUCCACUUCUCUGGCACCAGACUUUGGAAAAGCAAGAGUUUCAGCCCAGCGCAUUAUGAAACUAUUGGAAAGGAAGCCACAGAUUGAUAGCUACAGCGAGGAUGGCGAUAAACUGAGUUCAUUUGAUGGAAACCUUGAAUUUAGAAAUGUCAAGUUUGUUUAUCCUACAAGACCAAAAGUUCAAGUUCUUCAGGGACUAAAUGUUAAAGUCUCUAAAGGACAGACCCUGGCACUAGUGGGCAGCAGUGGAUGUGGAAAAAGUACCUCCGUCCAGUUACUAGAGAGGUUUUAUGAUCCAAUGGAGGGACAAGUGUUUGCAGAUGGAAUUGACACCAAAUUACUGAAUAUCCAGUGGCUGAGGUCACAGCUGGGAAUUGUAUCACAGGAGCCAAUACUUUUUGACUGCAGUAUUGCUGAAAAUAUCCAAUAUGGGUUCCUGGAACGGCAGGUCACACAGGAAGAAAUUGAAGAAGCUGCAAAGGCAGCCAACAUCCACAGUUUCAUAGAGGGUUUGCCGAAUAAAUAUAACACACGCGUUGGAGAUAAAGGGGCUCAACUUUCAGGGGGACAGAAGCAAAGAAUUGCAAUUGCCCGGGCACUCAUCCGAAAGCCCAAAGUGCUGCUGCUGGAUGAAGCUACCUCAGCUCUUGACACAGAAAGUGAAAAGGUUGUGCAAAAUGCCCUGGAUAAUGCCAGGCAGGGCAGAACAUGUGUAGUAAUUGCUCACCGGCUCACAACAAUCCAGAACGCAGAUAUCAUUGCAGUAAUACAGAACGGAAUAGUCAUUGAACAAGGGACUCAUGGGCAAUUGCUGGCAAAACAGGGGGCAUACUAUGCUCUUGUAAAUUCACAAGUGGCACACUGAAGCCAUACCAGCAUGGACUGCUAGUAAAUGUUUCUAUAAAUUUUAUAGACAACAAUAUUUGAAAACAUUACGGGUAAAGGUGAUGCCAGUAUUGGCUGGAUAAAGACGGUUCUAAAAGUAGUUUUAGAACUCACUUGGGACCUCAGUAAUAAUCUGCUGUAUUUAGCAACAGUGAAGGAAUCAUUUUGGGGGUAUGGCUUGCCCCUAUCAUUUCAGUGUUUUUUCUGUUGACAAUUAGCUGUGAGUGUGUAGAUAUGUAUAUAUAUGUAUAUAGAUAAAUAAGCUCUAAAAAAAAAUCUUACUGCACAUAUUAUAAAGCUAUUUUCUAUUCAUUCUCACAGUGUGUCACUUGAUGCUUAUCUGUGCCUUGCCGUUUGUAUAUUCAGUGCCCUGUUGCAAUCCAUAUUUGCAAGGUCUGGGAUGGUACUUAGAUCCAUGUACAUCUGAAACCUCCCCGAUUGGACCUCAUAAACUCAUGGAAAAAAUAUAAAAAGAAAAAAAAGUCAUAAAUGGAAUAAAUGCAAUUUGCAUAAAUAAGGACAAACAUAUCUCUUCAUUAUAUUCAUAAUAUUCUUCAUUAGAACAAACAGACCUGCUUAAAAGUGGGCUAUUUUUCUUUUUUUGAGAAAAAGUAACAACAUUAUCAGUAAGAGAUAUUAAAUACAUAGGGGAUCCAGGGUUACUGCCAUGAUGUCUGUUAGGUAGGUGAAUAUAUAUUAUGGCAUAAUGAAGAGUUUAAAUUAUAAACAAA
Messenger RNA from Xenopus tropicalis (tropical clawed frog), 5046 nucleotides. RefSeq names its product ATP-dependent translocase ABCB1 like gene 2 (gene abcb1l.2). The coding region runs from base 336 to 4295 and encodes 1319 amino acids. Gene Ontology annotation, biological process: xenobiotic transport; transmembrane transport. The transcript has 29 exons. The record is from RefSeq and is a predicted model, not a curated record. Gene Ontology annotation, cellular component: membrane; plasma membrane. Lineage: Eukaryota; Metazoa; Chordata; Amphibia; Anura; Pipidae. Gene Ontology annotation, molecular function: ATP hydrolysis activity; ATP binding; ABC-type transporter activity.